GCAUGAUUGAUCUAUUAUAUAAGGAAGGAAAGGAAGUAGAUGUUAUAUAUGGGGGAGUAGUUCAUAACUCUAGCUUAGAUAGAGUAAAAAAACAUAUCUAGAAAAAAAAUCAAAGGAAUUAAAUGAGGAAUUAUGGCCGUUUGAUAAGCGCGAUGGCGAGUUUGAUGGUGGUGAUCUCGACAAUGAUGAUGUGUUAUGGGGCGGAAGUUGCAAGCGCGCAGCUUAGCAACGCGCAGUGCCAUGAGGAGAGAAGGAUUGGGCUGAACGCGUGCAAGGCGGUGCUGGUUGGGAGGCCUCCCUCGGCGGCUUGUUGCCAACGAGUAAGGGUGACUCAUGUUCAAUGUGUUUGCCAAGUUAUAACGCCCAAGCUGGCUGCUUAUAUCGAUCUCAAACGUGCUAUUCCUCUUAUUCAAGGCUGCGGUCGCCGUGUUCCUCGCCACUUCAAGUGUGGGAGCAUCACUACUCCAUGAGAUGAGAGGCUAUAUACAUGUGUAGGACGUUAUUGAAGAGAGGCGUUUAGACGUUUUUAUCUAUAUAUGUGUAAUAAGUGAGUGGCAUGCAUAUGAUGUCUGAUGCUUAAUAUAGGAAUAAGGAAGGAAUCAUUGUUAAAAUUAAUAGUACACAUGCAUCAAGUUAUUAAUUCAGAUCCAUUUAAUGGUGUCAAAAUAAGCUCACCUUCCAUUUUAAUUUUGAUGUUAUGUCAUCAUGACUACUUGUUCCUUAAUUAAGUUGCUGAGCUCACUACACACAGCCACUGCAUAUAUACAAUUGCAUGAAAUGAAUAAUAUCAUGAUUUAUUAAUAUUAUUCAAUAUUCAC
Cannabis sativa is the source of this 818-nucleotide messenger RNA. RefSeq lists its product as uncharacterized. The record is from RefSeq and is a predicted model, not a curated record. The transcript is spliced from 2 exons. Lineage: Eukaryota; Viridiplantae; Streptophyta; Magnoliopsida; Rosales; Cannabaceae. Bases 123 to 470 code for a protein of 115 amino acids.